Messenger RNA from Rotaria sp. Silwood2, 579 nucleotides. Lineage: Eukaryota; Metazoa; Rotifera; Eurotatoria; Philodinida; Philodinidae. The record is from the annotation of a GenBank genome assembly.
AUGUCGAAAUUGCCAAGACGUCGUUCUCAUUCUCGCAACGUGCAGAUUUCGUUGCGACGUUUAGGUUUACUCGACAAAACUGUUGAUCACAGUAACGAAAGUUCCACAGAAUCAGAUGAGGAAGAAAUGAAAAUGAACGAAGACUCUUUUGAUAUGUCAACAAACUUCAAUGAUCAAGUUACGUUAAAUGAUAUAUCAGACAUUUUUGAAAUAUGUAAAAAUAAUUGUAGUUAUAAAUUUAUAAGUGUUUUGUUGUACAUGAGUUUAAGACAUUUUAAAAUAACAUGGCGGGAUUGUGAUUUAUUUAUGAAAGAAAUUGGUGCAUUGUCAAGUCAAACAUGCCAGAACUGGACUGAUAUUUUUAUAUCUGGUGAUUUCGAUCAGUUUUUCACAGAUAAUCGAGGGGGAAAGCGUAUCGAGAACUUUUAUGAAGGAUUUCCCGAACUCGAAUUAGAAGCAAAAUUAUUUGCAAUUGAACGCUGUCGUAAUAAAUCAGCUGAUUUUACAGCAUGGGAUUUAGCUAAUUUUGUUGAUCAAAAAUAUUAUGAAAUAACAAAUACAACUAAAGAUAAGAAUGCU